This is a messenger RNA of Nestor notabilis (Kea), 864 nucleotides long. It is a transcript of the gene PDCD1, whose product is annotated as programmed cell death 1. The coding region runs from base 1 to 864 and encodes 287 amino acids. The record is from RefSeq and is a predicted model, not a curated record. Gene Ontology annotation, biological process: negative regulation of immune response; positive regulation of T cell apoptotic process. Gene Ontology annotation, cellular component: external side of plasma membrane; membrane. NCBI's taxonomy places the organism in Eukaryota, Metazoa, Chordata, Aves, Psittaciformes, Psittacidae. The transcript is spliced from 5 exons.
AUGGCUCUGGUUACCUCGAAGACGACGUGGGGCAGCGUGGAGGUGGCCCUGACCAGGCUCUGCAGUGUCCUGCUCUGCUGCGGCCCCAUGCUGGCUGGCUGCCGCCGGGUGACCUUCUUCCCAGCAAUGUUAACUCUCCCUGCAGGUGGCUCAGCCACCUUCUUCUGCAAUAUCUCCAUGGAGAACGACUCCAGCUCAGAGUACAGCCUCAACUGGUACAAGGAGACCAACCAUAGCCAAGCCCAAAAAAUCGCUGAGAUCAACCCCCAGAUCAGCCAGAUCAACCGCCAGAUGAAGACAGAGAAGUACCUGCUCACCAACCAUACUCCUGCCUUCAAGAUUGAGAUCCUGAACCUCCACCAGAACGACUCAGGCUCCUACUUCUGUGGACUGAUCACCUUCUUUGAACCUGAUAAAGUGAUGGAGAGCAAUAGGUCCCAGUUGGUGGUCACAGCAGCCUCUGAGAAGGUGAAUGCUACUGAUGAGCCCGAGAUGGAGGAAAGCAACCCCCCAGACUAUAUCAAGGCCAUGCUCCUGGGGAUCCUGUUGCUGGUUGGGGUGGUUGUGCUGCUGAUCUUCGGCUACCUCACCAUCAUGAACAGGAGAGGAGGUGUACAGAAACCACGAAGUGAAAACAGCCCAGUGGAGGAAGAGAAGCCCCCUGUGGUGUCCGUGUCCACUGUGGACUAUGGUGUGCUGGAGUUUCAGCGGGACCAGCAUAUCCAGGUCCCCCCUGAGACCUCACCAGUUGACCACACUGAAUAUGCCACCAUCAUCUUCCCGGAGGAGAAACCUGUCACACCAGAGCGGGGGAAGAAACACCCAGACAAGAAGAUGUGGCAGCUGCAGUUCCAGCCCUGCUGA